Messenger RNA from Bufo gargarizans (Asiatic toad), 7817 nucleotides. RefSeq names its product ALMS1 centrosome and basal body associated protein (gene ALMS1). NCBI's taxonomy places the organism in Eukaryota, Metazoa, Chordata, Amphibia, Anura, Bufonidae. Gene Ontology annotation, biological process: regulation of centriole replication. The record is from RefSeq and is a predicted model, not a curated record. The coding region runs from base 73 to 7653 and encodes 2526 amino acids. Gene Ontology annotation, cellular component: centrosome; centriole; cytosol. The transcript has 18 exons.
CAUAGUAACGGCCGCUGGAGAGCGGAACUCCGAGCUGAGAGUAGUGCGCAUGCGCCGUGGACAGAGCUGGACAUGGAGAGGGAAGAAGCGGCUGCAGAGGCGGCUGAGUCGUGGUACCAGCUUCCAGCAGAGGAAGAUGCCAGCAUCACCAUGCCCACGUUCGGUGAGACGGCGGCCCCCGGUGAGCACACAGACUUCCCCAGUGUAGAGGAGGGCACUCUGCUGUCGGAGCCGGAGAUGAGGAAAGACUUCUCUGCUGGACGGAUGGACUCUGUGCGGCUGGAGAUCCAGGACAGUCGCCUGUCUCCCUGCCUUCCGCUCCUCACCACCCUCUCAACCUCAGGAGACAAGUUCUUUGGAGACACUUUGUUCCAGAAGACAGUUGGGGACGACUUUGCUCCUCUGAGAGCUUCCUUGGACAUGUCAGAGUUCCCCGGACCUCCAUCAAAGUUGCUUCAGAUGAGUGAUGCUGUGGAGCUGGCCAGUAAAGAGAUAACCAUAGAACAGGAGGAAGUGAGCAUUUGUCUGUCCCAGCAUUACUUGAGGACAACCCUGGAUGACAAUGGAGAUGGUGGUGGGCUUCACCCAUUUUCUUUAAGCCAUGGUGAAAAAGAUGAUCGAGGCAAUGAACUGGAAUCAGAAGUCAUAAAACUGACAUUAUCUGAUGAUGUUAUUCAACCUAAAGUGGAUGAGAUGAGCAAGGAUCUGGGAAGUGAAGAUGGGGCCUUCUUAAGCAGCAGUGUCCCUGCCCCUGUGUUGAUGCAACUGCUGGAGAAAGAAGUUAGUAUGUCAAGUAGCAGUGGAAGGUCCUCUAGACGUUCUUCAAAGUCAUCCUCUGCUGGAGGUUCAGAGAACAUUCAAAGGACGAAACGGGAAUCUGAUCUAGAACAUCAGAACCUCAACAUCCAGGAUCCUGGGACUACUUGCAACCAGUCUUUAGAAGAGUCAUUUAGAGACUCAAGUCAAAUAGAUUUUGUAAAGGAUAUUGAAAGAGAAACUGAAGAUCCCAGUGGGAUAACUCUGCGACAGAUGAGGGAACAGUCAUUUCAGCCAGUGAGAGACUCUCUCCACAAGCAGCUCUGCUCCGAAAUCCAGCAACUAUACCAGGAAAGGAAGACAUCAGAGGGUACCAAGAGCGAGAAAGAGUCCAUUAGUCCCGAAAGUACACCUUUGCUCAACAAAACCCCUUCUGAACCACCCAACAAGGUGGAUGAGACAGUGGUGGAAGACCACUUGAAGGAAGAGUUGAGUAGGUUAUCUCGUUGUAGUAUAGAACGUGGACAUAAAGAUACAGAGAUGUCGCACACAGGAAACACUCCGGUAGAUGAGGCUUCAUUCAUUGGCAAAUUGCCUCAUCCUGUCUCUCAGUCGACGCCCGGCACAUUUACAAUGAACCGUAAACCACUGUCAGGUCGAAUACAGCAAAUCAAGGCCAAGCUGACCGGUUCUGAUAUGUCGUUAAAUGAGGAGCCUUCCACAGAGUCUUCAGCCCACAAAGCAGCUCCUUCUGCAGUGGUCCAGUCUAUCCAGAGCAGCCAAGGAUACCCAGAGAGCAGUGACUCUCAGAGAUCACUGUCUCCACAAAGACAGAGAAUUCAGUCUCUGCCGAGUCUCAAUUAUAUUGAGAAGGUUGGAGCUUGGAAUACAAACCAGACAUUUGAUGCCUUGGUUCUUCGUGGUUUAACUGGCGUGUCUCCUAAAAAGUUAGCAUAUAAUGCUGUGGCCGAUUCCUUGAACCGCAUGUUCUCCAGGCAGACCAGUGCCACAACUCCGAACAAAGGGCCCUCUGCCACAGUCAAAGCCACGUCCUCUAUGACCAACCUGAGUGUGGCCGAGAGAGACUCGACCGCCAUCUCCCAAAUCGCCAGGUCUCAGUCUUACAACUCUGUGCUACCUGGAAGAGAUCAAACCGAAGCAGAGGCACAUGAGACACCCAAGUCCGAAACAUCACAGUCGCAUGUCUCGUUGAGAGGUUCCUCCUCCACUGUGGUUAACUCUAGUGAGCCUGUCCAAAAAAACACUAGUGAUGCAGGUGUCAGAGAACGUGACCUUCCUGCUGCUCAAACGACUUCUGAAUUUAAGAAGUCACAUGGUGGACAAGAAAAGAUGUGUGAUGGAUCGGGGAAUCAGAGUCGUAACUUUGUAACAAUGGAUCGAUUCAGUGAUGUCUCCUCUGAUCAAGAAUAUGCUGAUAGCUCACAUUCCAGUAACAAGGAGAAGGGAUCUCUGACUUCUGCAAAGCAUCACCUGACUGGUGGAGAAGGAAAUGAUUGGUCACCAACUGAAGAGACUUCUGGGAAGGAGGAGCUCGACAUAGAAGAACGCAUACCUACGUAUCUCAGGAACCUCGGUAUCGACCAGUCCCCUACUACUAUCCUGACACCAUUUGCUCCAAAGGGACCCAUCCGAGAACCAGAAUUCUCCCCCUCAGAACUAAGAACAAUCAAGGGAUCCACAGCGACUCCCAGCCGGAGCAUGAGGCUCUCCGAAGGGGGCUCUCAGAGUGCUGUGAAUAUUUCCCAGUCCAGUCUGUAUUCGUCCACCUCGACCACCAGUGUAUCCAUUCCUAUGGGAUCAGACGUUGGGCCGGAAUCUCCUUUACCCACUGAAUUGUCUCCUGCGUUUGGCUCUGGGUCUGCUGACGAUAGACCGAUCAGCCAGGAUGACACCAUGACUCGGGGUGUAGGAAGUGGUUUGGAGGUGCACCAUGUAGAGAGGUCUCCGGCCAUUGAACCAGUCAAUGAUCUUAACUCGCCGUCCCAAGGGUUCAUGAAUGAGGAGAACACAGAGUCCGCGCCAGUGAAACAACUGAUAGAGCAGUUUGAGUCUGGUGGAUAUGAUGGGACCAUCUCACAUGACAGUGUACAUGAGCAGGUGUCAUCUUUACAAGGUUACUCCCAAAAAACUCCCACCAUAGAUCCUGUCAACGACUCGUUUGUUGGGUCCAAAACCCUCAAAGAGAUCCGGAAACUCUUGGCAGAAGCAGAAGAUAUUGGUCUUGAUAGGACUAGUUCUAGCUUACAACGAGCAUCUCCAGUAGGGGAUCCAUACACUGAGGCUCCUUCAAGGUGCCUAAAUCUAGAAGACUCUCUGAAUAGCAGAUCAGCAAGUCCUCUGGAUCUGCAGGUCAAGGACAUGUCUUGGGACUUGUCAUUUAAUAGCAGCCUAACAGGUGACCACUUGGGAAAUAAAGAUUUGUCAACGACUUGGAACAGUGACACUGUCCAUAGUUCUUCUGUCAGAGACAACUCUUAUUUAGGAGAACUUAUUGGAAUCAGAAACACUCAGGCCGCACCUUUCAGUCAACGGAGCCAGUGGGGAAGGUCAGAGCCAGAAGGCUGCAGUAAAGCCACCACAAAUAAGAUGAUGCCAUCUACUGCUAACGUCAGGGGUGAAAGGGAGUUUGUGGAUGUAACUGAGAAGGUGCAGCGCAGUGAACAUCUUUUAAGCAGCGUUUCAAGCUCUGUGGGAGGCCUGAAAAACGCACUAGCCCUAACAGGAAGUGGGUACGUUCGAGGGAGGGAAACUGAAAGUGACGAAAGUAGUGGAGACUCCCUGGCGGCGCGAGUUACAAACCUCUUGAGGAACGACGCCCCAUCGGUGCGAACAAGGCAAAGUGCAGAAGAGGAGGAAAGGAGAGCUCGAGGUUCAGUGAAGCUGAAGCUGACCGGUCGCUCGGUGACGCCGGACACGGAACUAAGCGAAGAGGACAGAAGACGGAUAGAGGAAAUCAAGAGAGAGCUGCUGGAUGGGGCUAAGAAGGCAGAGAAGGAUUAUUCACAUCCCAACAAGCUGGCUUCUUCAGGAGACAUGGGGGAGUUCAGGUUACAGCUGACACCAUCACCUUUCCAGUUACCCCUCACCAGAUCUCAGUCCUCUGAGGGAACAAAAAAUAUAACCUCCAGUGUCCAAGCAUCAGAUGUCCAGCAGGAAGCUAAGUAUGGAGGAAUGACUAAAGACCUGUCCUCUGUGAUGUCUGAUCUCCCUCCACCGACCUCUGCUUCAUAUCAACAAGAUCCAUUAACUGGAGCAGCGGGAAGAACUAUUACUGAACUGAAGAGCCAAAACAUGGCACCCGCGAAAUCCACUGAAGAGGCCACAAAGCCAAUAUCUUCUAUAACAUUUUCCUCCCGUAAACGUUCUUCGCCUCUGCCCGGCGCUCCCGAUGAAGGUUCUCAGCCACGUCCUUCUGAUUUACAAGUUGUCUUCGAUAAGUCACUAGCCAACCAAGGUUUGAACCGUAGACCUUCUCCUGAACCAUCAGUGUCAAAUCAUGUCCAUCGUUUUCAUCAUCAAGACUACCAGGCUGAUAAAGAUGUGCUUCCUGCACUUGCGACUUUUCAACAAUGGCGUCCUGGAGAAUCUACAACCAAAGAAUAUUCACCAAGGUCCUGGGCCACAGAAAAAGAAUAUUCUGCAGCUGCAUCUAUAUUAUGGACCUCUGGUCCAACUGUUGAGAACUUUAGUACAUUCCCAUGUCCUCCAAAAGAAAAUGAAGGUUCUCAGCCACGUCCUUCUGAUUUACAAGUUGUCUUCGAUAAGUCACCAGCCAACCAAGGUUUGAACCGUAGACCUUCUCCUGAACCAUCAGUGUCAAAUCAUGUCCAUCGUUUUCAUCAUCAAGACUACCAGGCUGAUAAAGAUGUGCUUCCUGCACUUGCGACUUCUCAACAAUGGUGUCCUGGAGAAUCUACAACCCAAGAGUAUUCACCAAGGUACUGGGCCACAGAAAAAGAAUAUUCUGCAGCUGCAUCUAUAUUAUGGACCUCUGGUCCAACUCCAAAGGAAAAUGUGGAUCCUGGACGUGUAAAUUCAGAAGAUUCUAUACUUAUUAAUCAUGGUCUUCAGCAGAAGAACAAUAGUGGUGGUGGCCAACUAAAAACAUAUAGUGGACUGACUAGUGAGGAUGGAUUACUUCCUUUAUCUGCUCAGGAACUUCAGACCAGACCAGCUAUAUCGUCUCCAACUCGGAAAGCCCUUUCUUGUAUCCAUGUCACAAUCUCUCCGAAGGAUGACAUGAAAGUGCUUGAUGUGUCCAAAGCCCUGGUGACAUUAGAUACUGAUAAUGGGUCAUUGGCUCCAGAACUAAGGACAAAUGGCGAUAUGUCUAGGUCAUCUUCUUCAAACCUCUCCAGGAAUGACCAGGUCCUGAGCUGUAAUGACCUAUCUGCUGGAACAGUCCCAGUCGGCAGCUCCCACGUAAUCCAUAUAAGAGACCGUAAGACCACUCAUGAAGAUAUCGUCCAGUUAAUGGGCAAAGAAAACCUUCCCCACAGAUCGAUCCAAACUGAAAGAAGAAGCUCUCCAUUAUCUGAUGCCACUACCCAGAUAACCACAGAAAGUCCACAGAAAACCACCUUUUCAUCUGAGAUCUUUGUUGAUGGGUCAUUAAGAGAAGCCUCCACAUCGUCAAUCCUGAGAGUCAACGAAACUCCUGAACGGCAGACACCCUCCCGUUCACCACUGUCCUGCCUGUCCCGAGCUACAGAUCAACCUCUGCUGCUGCCGUACCGACCGUCGGGGAGCCCAGAACUGUUCUAUGUGCCCUUUAUGGGAGGAGGAUCCAGAAUGUCCCCGGUCAGCACCAUCGAGAGCUCCCACCCAGGCUCCAACGAUGCCAUUUCCCCAAAGUUUCCCCCGGAUGUAUUGGGGUCCGCCACAGAAAAGCUGCCAGACCCCUCUUUACCCAGACACCGAGAGGGCAUCUACAGUAAAGAGCCGAGCCCGAAAACAGCAGAGUGGAAGCAAAAGCCGGCUAGAGGCCGGAUUGACGACCUGAAAUCCUCCCAGCGUUCAUCAAGCCCCUCUCCACCGCAGUCUCUGGCAGAGAAGGAUCCUGGGAGCUUCGGUAACAUGUCCUCCAGCACUGUCCAUCCUAGACAUUCAGAGUCCAUGGGGCGAUCGGACCCUAGGGGGCUGCAGCCGGCUCCUUCCCCGGAGGACAGCGAGUUCCUUCCUUUACAGCCGGAAAUUUAUUAUUCCCAAGAUCAGGCAAAUAUUACCCGACCAGCGAGGUCCAAGGCCCUGGAGGUGACGGUGAGGAAGAAAACUCACUCUGUGACUAGCACUGACCUUCCUGGACAAGGUCACAAGAGUGGACAGACCCCUGGAAAACCGAGAAGCUCAACCCGCAGCAGCCUGGACAGGAGCAUCUCUAGAAGUCAGAGUGUGGUCUCCAACCAGAGCCUGGACGAUCUGUGGACGCGCUAUACGGAGGGCAGAAGAAGACAGGCGACUGAAUCCAGCAACAAGCUGGAGGUGUCCCUCGUGGAACGUCUGGAGCGCCUGGCCAGGCUGCUGCAGAACCCACCAUCCCACUCACUGACGUCAUCUAAAGAUGAAAAGAAGGAGGAUAACCAUGAGAAGAAAGCCGCCCGGGAGCAGUGGUACCGAAAGAAACUGGAAGUGGAUGACGAUUCAGUGGGUAAACCCUACGAGGACAGUCCUGACAGCGGCUCGCUGCUUUCAGAGCCCUUGUCUGAGGUGAGAAGUAGUGUGACUGAUAGUGCCACCACCACCACAGCGUCACAGGUGGGCAGCGAGACCUCCUCCGGCUCCAUGUCCACGAUAGACACCAUCAGACUGAUUAAUGCCUUUGGAGCUGAGAGAGUUCUCCCCUCAUCAAGGCUCAGCCGUCUCUACAGCACCAUCGACCUGCAAAAGAAACGCACUGAGGAGACUGCGAAAGGGUCAAAACGAGCAUCUGUCGGCCGGGGGCAGUCCAGGGUGGCAAUACAGGAGCUCCCGAAGAGUAAGAUGGCAGAUGCUGAAUCUGUCACCUCGUCAGAUGGUUUAAGGGAACCAACUCCAGCCCUACGAGAGAAGAAGAGCAGCCGAAGACAGAACAAAGGCGUUCAGGCAGGAGAGCUGGAGAUUGUGAUGAGCGCCACCAGGAAGAACACCAGAGAUGUGGGAACCACCUUCCCGUCCCCAGGAGGUGAACGGCUGACUGGUCCGGCAGCUUCUGAGAACAUGGAGGCCAAUGUGAGAACGUCCAAGAGCAAAGUGAACACGAUGGCACAGUACGUCCCACCAGGGCUGAGCUGGUUUGUCCCAGCUGAAGAUCUGAAAUCCGAGUCCCGGAAAGAGAACAUGCCGGGGGUCCCAAAAGGUCCAGGUCCAGUCUGGUACGAGCCAGUAACCAACACCAAACCCUGGAGAGAACCCCUGCGGGAGAAGAAUGAGCAGGACUGGGCCACAGGCAGACCAGGCGGUCCGAUCCACAGCACCAGAGUCAUCCCCGAUGCACAGGCCAAGCCAUUCAUCAGGGUGACCCUGCAGGAAUAUCUGAGGUCUCAUCGGCCGGACUUCAUCUUCCGCUCCAGGGAGAGGGUAAAACGACUGCAGCUUCUCGCUGAGGAACGCAAACUCCAAAGCGUGUUCCAGGGUGAAAGAGAUGAGCUCUUCAACCAGACAACGAGAAGCAGAGUCCCCCCAUACAAAGAUUCCAGAUUAUUCCAGCAGAGCCGAACCGUCCCGAAGAAAGAGAUGAUCCAAAGGUCCAAGAGGAUUUACCAGCAGCUUCCAGAAAUCAGGAAGAGAAAGGAGGAAGAGAAGAGGAGAUCGGAGUAUGAAACCUAUCGUCUGAAAGCCCAGCUGUUCAGGAAGAAAGUGACCAAUCAGAUCCUGGGCAGGAAGACCCCCUGGAACUGACCCCUCCCCCUGCACACCAGGAGGUGCCUUCUUCCCGACAUGUGACCAUACAGGCCACGCCCCUCCAACUCUGUUUUGUAUAUUUGGGUUGUUUCUAUUAGAUAUUAUUUUUAUAUAUUUGUUUUUUAAUAAUUUAAAUAAAUUUAAUAUAUUUGGAUUUUCUA